Pundamilia nyererei is the source of this 3391-nucleotide messenger RNA. It is a transcript of the gene b4galnt1b, whose product is annotated as beta-1,4-N-acetyl-galactosaminyl transferase 1b. The coding region runs from base 357 to 1883 and encodes 508 amino acids. Gene Ontology annotation, biological process: ganglioside biosynthetic process. Gene Ontology annotation, cellular component: Golgi membrane. NCBI's taxonomy places the organism in Eukaryota, Metazoa, Chordata, Actinopteri, Cichliformes, Cichlidae. Gene Ontology annotation, molecular function: acetylgalactosaminyltransferase activity. The record is from RefSeq and is a predicted model, not a curated record. The transcript is spliced from 13 exons.
UGUCUGUGUGUGUGCGUCAGGUGUAGCGGCGAUAUCGGUGCGCUCACCGCUGCGCUGCAGCCGCUGUUGCUGCAGGGGGAGCAUCCGUCCAACAGCCUGCAGUGCUGCGAUGCGCGGCAGCUCCUCUCUGCGCCUCUUCCCCCCGCAUAAUCGUUUUCAAGACCUCCGAGGAACAGAUUCGUGAGAGAGGGGCGAGCUCCGUGCAGCAGGGAGGUGAAAGAGUCUGUAGUGUGCGUCUUAACUGAGAUGGAGAAGGCGCUUGCUCAUUUCCACGAAUGUUUACAUGGUUUCUGGAGAUGCAGGUGUCAACAGAGGUUUUCCUUUCAAUGACUGGAUAGAGGCAGUGAGGUUCCAGGAUGCGGUCCAUGAGGAAGACGGUGUUGCUAGUCAUCUUGGUGUCUGUGGUGCUAGUACUGGCUCUCCUCCAUUCGUGGCCCACUCGGGGUUAUACCACAGUGGAUGUUUGGCAGCGACCAGCGUUUAUAGUAGAGAGGCAUCUGGAAGAGAGGGUCCCUGAGUCAGACCAUCGAUUGAGCAAUAUUCCCUUCCAUGUAAGGGAUAAUGUGGCGAGUUUGCUGGCACGUAAUGGAUGCAUAUGUGAGGGCGAAAGUGGGGGGGUAAACCUACCGUUCGCACAACUCUUGUUCCCGCGGGUGUCAGCUCACCCGCUGCACACUGCCUUCGAGGCUUCAGAGCUGGAGGAGAUGAAGAGGAGACGGGCUAAAGAGUACAGCAGCUUUCAGACGAGGUCAAAGACCCCUGCAGAUCUACUCAUUAUUGCUGAGGCUAACAGCCCCUUGCAGUAUCCGACACAGGGGGUGGAAGUACGACCCCUGAAAACAAGCAUCAUCCCAGGCUUGGCCUUACAUGACCUUCCCAGAGAUAAUUACUCAAUAAACAUCACUGCCACGCUGGGAACUCUAAAUGUGGCCGCGGAGGUAGACGAGGUGAAAAUCAAAGGUGAUGGCGAGAUGCACAUGACUCUUUCCAGCCGCCUGCUGCCGAACAUGAACCGACAGCUGCAGUUCGUCACCUACACGAACACGCUGUUUCAUCCCAGCACGGCAGACACAGUGCAGCUUGAGACAGAGGGACAUCAAGCUGUCUUCAGCAUCAAGAUCCGACACGGAACAACACCUAAACUGUACAACACUGGAUCCAAAGGAGAGUACAACAUCAGCGCCCUCGUGACAAUAGCCACAAAAACCUUCCUGCGUUACGAUAAGCUUAGAGAUCUUAUCGACAGCAUCAGAAGAUACUACCCUACUGUUACCAUAGUUAUAGCUGAUGACAGUGAAAAUCCCCAAACCAUCUCUGGGCCUUACAUCGAACAUUACAUCAUGCCCUUUGGAAAGGGUUGGUUUGCCGGCCGAAACCUAGCCGUGUCCCAGGUGACCACGAAGUACGUACUGUGGGUGGAUGAUGACUUCAUCUUCACAGCCAACACCAAGCUGGAGAAGCUUGUAGAUGUUUUAGAAAGGACCACUCUGGAUCUAGUGGGUGGUGCAGUGCGGGAGGCCACGGGGUACACCGCCACCUACCGUCAAACCAUCUCCAUUGAGCCAGGAGAGGAAGAUGGUGACUGUUUACACAUGAGGAGAGGAUUUCAUCACGUCAUUGAAGGCUUCCCCAACUGCGUUGUGACUGAUGGGGUCAUCAACUUCUUUUUAGCUCGCACAGACAAAGUCCAGCAGGUCGGCUUUGACCCACGCCUCACCAGGGUCGCUCAUCUGGAGUUUUUCAUCGAUGGCCUCGGCUCUCUCCAUGUGGGCUCUUGCGAUGAUGUCAUUGUCAAUCACGCGACCAAAAUCAAACUACCCUGGGUUCCUCCGCUCUCCCCGAGUUGCCAAAGAAGUUCUCCUCCCCCACGCCCUGUCAGAUAAAAUUUUGGUUUGCCUUCUCUUGAGAACCUUGAAAUUAUUUUUCCAGCUUCAGCCUUUAGAGCAGUUUUAGCAUGUUUUAUCUGUCAGUGCACAGCUCUGCAGUGAGCUAAAAAGUCCUCUAGCAUCUAGAAGCCCAACAGAAAAAUUUAGGCUUCCUUUUUGGUGUGAAGACAGGAGAAAAUGAGCUGCAGUGCCCAGUAACAUCUUGAGUCAUAAAGGGAUCUUGCUCAUACCCUGCACAAAGACCAGGCUUUGGGAGAACCGAACAGGUAGCAGCCAGUGUAACUUCAUUGUCAUGCUGUUUUGGGUAGAUGUGCAUGCAUUCUCCUUCGAUUUGCACUAGCCGAAUAUAGAAUUGAGCUUGGAACAAGGUCUUUCUGUCAGUGACAACAAACCCUAUCAGUUAAGUGACAGAGCUGCAGACUCGGAGCUCCAGUGUGACCUUCUUGCCAAUGCCACAUGAAGAACGUGUUCCAAGUCUUUUCAUUUGUCGGGUUCUGCUACUGACUGGCCGUGCCAAAGGUCUGGAUGCUGCUAGCUCUUGGGUGCUUUAAUCUGUGUGUGCAUUAUGGUUUUACUGCCCAUUACCCAGAAUCCUUUUGUGUCACCCAUGGAGAGAUAAGUAAGAUCUGAGGAGGAGAACCUUUUGGUCUCAGUUCAUCAGGUGUUACCUGGUUGCGGGAGCAGCUGUAAUCGUCGUCUUCUGCUGUUUGUCUGUUUCCCCAACAAGCAUCUGAGGAAAACGAGGCGUUUGAGUGCUCACCACCGGAUCUUUACAUGUGGCCAAAAGAAACAUUGGUUGAACUAAAGUACUUGUAAAAUACUCACAUCAUUAUGAAAAGAGGAUGGAGAAGGGGGGGGGGGGAUGAAGCAAGAAUACAGUUUUUAUACUGAAACUCCUCUUUGGAGCACUCCUGCAUGUCAGAGACUCAAGUGGUGAUGCUGUUCUUUUAUACCAUGGUCUUUAGAUGGCGCCCUUGUAUCACUGUAUUUGUUUCCUAAGCAAGUUUUUUAACUUUGUUUUGUUAGCAAUAAGGUGCCAGAGAUUUAUCAACUGUUUUUUUUAAUCCCCAAGAGAAAUAUCGACUUAUUUGUAACUAUUUUAUUUAUUAAUUUAUUAACAAUUUGUUUGCCUUUUAUUAGAUAGAACAGUGAAGAGAGUCAAGUAAGCAGGGGGGUGUCGGGUCAGAAAGCAGCACAUCGGAAUCGAACCUGAUCUGCUCUGAGCUACACCGGCAUCUGUUUGUGACUUUUAAUUCAUUUCUAUUUUUCAUCAAAAUGUGACGUUCGUUCUGUUGAUGGAAGAAACUAACAGCAGUGUUCCUGCUGCUUGGUUUGUAUGUAGUUGUGUACUGAAGAAUUUGUCUCACAUUUUAAUUUGUAAGUGUUGACAGAUGUAGAAUUUUUUUUAACAGUGAUGUUUAUUGUGUGGACACAGAAAUCAUUUGCUGCCUGCUUCACCCACCCACCCCCACACCCAAAACAAAAAAAUAUGAGUUGUUUGAGCA